GAUAACAGUAGCAGCAGCAGCUUCAGCUUAUUGCCUGAGGGUGAGGAGAGGGCUGUGCGUGACAGCAAACGGAAAUCGGAAUCCGCUUGCUGAGAGUGAGGAGGGGGCUGUGUGUGGGUUUAGAGGGUAAGGUGUCAAAUUGAUAGCAUCUGACUCGGUCACUGACGAUAAACACGAUGAACAAAUACAGGAAGCAGAUGGCAGAGCAGUUCCUGAGUCAGGCCCUGGGCAUCAUCUGCCUGCUGACCGGAGAGGAAUAUCUCGUUGUGAAGAAGAGGCCCUCACACAGCAGCAUUCACCAGCAGAGUGGAGAGGUGCCUAUAAAGUGUGAUGAUGUUGCUGUGUAUUUCUCUAUGGAGGAGUGGGAGUAUAUAGAGGGACACAAGGAGCUUUACAAGGACGUCAUGCUAGAGACUCACCAAGCACUAAGGACUAUGGAGAUCCCAGGAAAUGAGAGCUCAGAAUUAACAGGUGACAGUGAUGAAAAUCUAGACACAGGAGCACAUAGAGAACUGGUACAGAAUAUUCAGCCAUCUGAUGUCUCUGCAAGUGAAAAUGAUGCUAAGAUUUCAUGUAACACGGAACAAACAGAAGAUCAGAGGCUAAGAAAUAUAACAGAAGCUGCAGAGCCGGAAAUAAGUGACAAUAUACGUACAGGGCUGAAUUCUAAAUACAAUGAAUCCAAAAGACCGAAAACUGCUUCAGCACAACGGUAUGAAAUAGCUCAGCAGUUAAAAGGUGAAAAUGAUGCUAAGAUUUCAUGUAACACGGAACAAACAGAAGAUCAGAGGCUAAGAAAUAUAACAGAAGCUGCAGAGCCGGAAAUAAGUGACAAUAUACGUACAGGUGAAUUUACAAACUGCAAUAAUCCUAGCCAAGAUAAGAGUACAGAUGCUUCUUUACUUCUUCAAAAUCAAAGAAGCCAUGUGGGAAAUUUAUGUUCUGAAUGUGGUAAAUGUUUUCUUAAGAAAUCACAUAUUUUUAAACAUCUUGAAAUACAUACAGGAGAAAAGCCAUUUUCCUUUCCUAGAUGUGGGAAAUGUUUUAACCUAAAACAAUUUUUUGUUGCUCAUCCGAAAAUUCAUACAGGAGAAAAAGGAUUUUCAUGUUCUGACUGUGGAAAAUGUUUUACUCUGAAAUCAUCUCUUAUUAAACAUCAGAAAACUCACACAGGAGAGGGAGGAUUUUCAUGUUCUAACUGUGGGAAAUGUUUUACUCAGAAGUCAACUCUUAUUAUGCAUCAGAAAAUUCAUACAGGAGAGAGAGGAUUUUCAUGUUCUGACUGUGGGAAAUGUUUUAAUCGGAAAUCAACUCUUAAUACACAUCAGAAAAUUCACACAGGGGUGAAAGGAUUUUCAUGUUCUAACUGUGGGAAAUGUUUUACUCAGAAAUCAAAUCUUAUUACGCAUCAGAAAAUUCAUACAGGAGAGAAAGCAUUUUCAUGUUCUGACUGUGGAAAAUGUUUUACUCUGAAAGCAACUCUUAUUAGGCAUCAGAAAACUCAUAUUAAAAAAUCAGUUUAACCUCCUAAGUGCAGGGGGUGGCAUGUAGUUGUCAUCCACACAAUACCAAGUGCUAAUGAUGACAGCAUGUGACCCCCUGGGGCGUGCAGUUUUGGAGCUGUUUGAAGCCUUCUCUGCACCUCAGUCGUUAAUAAGGUGAACCCAGGGUGGAUUUGAUUUAAAUCACUAGUCAAUAAGACCGAUUUAUAUAAUGGUUUUCAUUUUUAGAAUAAUAUGUUUUCAGAUUAUUCCUACCAGUUAUAUCAGACCAUUACUAAUUUGGGUUUAUAUCAUUAGAUAUGCAUAGAUAGAUCAUUGAAAUGAAUGAAAUUAUUUGGAGGUGAACUAUAUCCAGUUUAUUUGGUUAAUCAUUCAUAUUUGAUCAACUUUACUUUACUAAACAGUACUUUAUUGAAAGGAGAAAAGGAGAAAGGAGAAAAAUUAUUACAUUAAUAAUAACAAUAAAAAAUAGUUUUAUUUAACUAAAACAAUAA
Molecule: messenger RNA, 1996 nt
Organism: Bombina bombina (fire-bellied toad)
Lineage: Eukaryota; Metazoa; Chordata; Amphibia; Anura; Bombinatoridae
Product: oocyte zinc finger protein XlCOF7.1
Exons: 9
Coding region: 177-1523 (448 amino acids)
Biological process (GO): negative regulation of transcription by RNA polymerase II
Molecular function (GO): DNA-binding transcription repressor activity, RNA polymerase II-specific; RNA polymerase II cis-regulatory region sequence-specific DNA binding
Source: RefSeq, a predicted model, not a curated record